UAAAAACCAAGAAAAGAAAAAAAAAAUGUUUGGAUCAUUGUUUUUGGGUGUCUGUAAAGAUUGAUCGAUUAGACCAUGUUACUACAGAGGUAGCCAGUUUUUUAUUUUUUUAAAAUUUUCUCAAACAAAUUGACUUUUUAUAAGUGAAAUAAUAUUCUGGCUACCUCUGUAGUAACAUGCUAUAAAAUCAAUUCAAAAGAGGUGGAUUUAUUAAAAACCGGUUAGUUAGUUUUUGUCAAGAAGAAACUGGAUGCGGGCGGAACAUUCUUUUCUAGUCUUUAAGUUAAACGUCAGUUUGGCUCUCGAAUUUUUUUAAAAUGGUUGCUUUUAAUCUUAGCAAACUUCUGGCUGAUAAUUUUCCUCCAAGGCAUAUUUUCACAAGUAAAAAUAUAUCUGAAUGUGCUAAAUUUUUGCAGUCCAAGUUUUUAUCACUUUAUGCUGAUUGCACUGUGAAUUUCAACAUUUUCAAAAGUCUGGCUUUUAAUUUAAUAAAAAAAUUUAAUGAGUGUGGAAAAAGAAAAAAGUUCUUUCUUACUAAAUAUAAACAUUUUUUGGAUCAAAAUCAACAAUGCAAAUAUCUCUUAUUAGAAAAAGAUUCUGAAAAAGAGAUUAGAAUACAUGAGGAAGAACUGCUAUUAAUUAGAAAAGGUGAAAAUCUGAUUAAACAGGGUAAUCAACUCAUCAAGCAGGGUGAGCGGAAAAUAAAAGAAGGGGAAUUACUGCUUCGUACUCAUGGAUCCAAUGUAAACAGUGUACCAUGUAGAGUGCCUAAAUCAUCUGCAGUCAAUACAUCUUUUACACCAAAACCUAGAAAGUCUUUUAUUAAGCUUACAAACAGGAUGAAGCGUAAAAGAACAGAUAGUCUUAGAGAACGAGAGGUGAAAGAACUGCAACAUGCUGUCAAAGGGUUUAAAUCUAAUUCUUCUAUGGUUCAAAUUUGUCAUUGCAAGCUCUUUGUUAUUUGAAACUUACAGAUA
Hydra vulgaris (swiftwater hydra) is the source of this 977-nucleotide messenger RNA. RefSeq lists its product as uncharacterized. The record is from RefSeq and is a predicted model, not a curated record. NCBI's taxonomy places the organism in Eukaryota, Metazoa, Cnidaria, Hydrozoa, Anthoathecata, Hydridae.